AUGUUCAACCUCCGCAAGAAGAGCGAUGAGUCUCUCAGAUACUACAUCAAAAGGUUCAAGGUCUUCAAGACCGCGGAGCACUACGAACUAUGGGAUGACGAUCGAAUCAUCGCGAAAAAGACUUUCAAGCAAGUCAAUCAACCCUCUAAGCAAGCAGGGGAUCCCGAUAAAAGGAAUACCAACAAGUAUUGUGCCUUCCAUGGGACGCACGGGCAUUAUACAAAUGAUUGCUUUGUUGGGAAAAAGAACCUUGAGAUGCUAGUCAGAGAAGGCUAUUGCAUGGAGUUCGUAGGAAAGCAAGUUAUCCAGCAGAUCGAGGACCGCGAUGUUGGCAAGGAACCUCCCUGGAAAGACAUAAGGAUUAACACAAUCUUGGCAGACUCCAGGGAAUUUGGGCUGACCAGCAAGGAAAAGAAGAGGAAGAUUAAGCAAGCAACGAUGAUCUCCCAAGUCUUCACCUGCUGCCCAGCAAUAGAGGAUAAUCCCGUGAUAAGCUUACAAAAGAAAGACCUGAUCGGGCUUGAUCUACCACACAAUGACGCCCUCGUCAUCAGCAUCCAGAUUGUGCAGGCCGUGAUCGAACGACUUUAUGUGGAUGAGGGAAACGCAACCAACAUCUUGCAACUUUCAGUUGUCCAGUAG
Molecule: messenger RNA, 642 nt
Organism: Prunus avium (sweet cherry)
Lineage: Eukaryota; Viridiplantae; Streptophyta; Magnoliopsida; Rosales; Rosaceae
Source: RefSeq, a predicted model, not a curated record